This is a messenger RNA of Lepisosteus oculatus (spotted gar), 4354 nucleotides long. RefSeq names its product methionine adenosyltransferase 1A (gene mat1a). Gene Ontology annotation, molecular function: ATP binding; methionine adenosyltransferase activity. Lineage: Eukaryota; Metazoa; Chordata; Actinopteri; Semionotiformes; Lepisosteidae. The record is from RefSeq and is a predicted model, not a curated record. Gene Ontology annotation, cellular component: cytosol. Gene Ontology annotation, biological process: S-adenosylmethionine biosynthetic process.
GUGGAAUGAGACCUGAGAGUCCUAUGAGGUAGGCAGCCAUCCAGCCAGAGAAGAGCUAACUUUCUGAACUUCUUAAACUGUACAGUGGAAACAGAGCAGAGCAGCUUGUGGUCUGCUUGAGCCAUCACUGACAAAAAAUAAUACUUUUCCAAAGUUUUCCUUGUAAUCCAGAAUCCUCUGGUUGAAAAUGAACGGUCCAGCAGAUGGCUUAUUUGACUCCUUGCAUGAGGAUGGGGCAUUCAUGUUCACUUCAGAGUCUGUUGGAGAGGGGCAUCCCGACAAAAUAUGUGACCAGAUCAGUGAUGCGGUGCUGGAUGCCCAUCUGAAACAAGACCCUGAUGCCAAAGUUGCUUGUGAGACCGUGUGCAAGACUGGCAUGGUGCUGCUGUGCGGGGAGAUCACCUCUCGAGCGGUGGUGGACUACCAGAAGGUGGUGAGGGACACCAUCAAGCACAUCGGCUAUGACGACUCAGCAAAGGGCUUUGACUUCAAGACCUGCAAUGUGCUGGUAGCUCUGGAGCAGCAGUCUCCUGAUAUUGCACAGGGUGUCCACCUGGACAGGAAUGAAGAGGACAUUGGAGCUGGGGAUCAGGGUUUGAUGUUCGGCUAUGCCACGGACGAGACAGAGGAGUGCAUGCCUCUGACCAUCAUCCUGGCACACAAGCUGAACGCCAGGAUGGCAGAGCUGCGACGCAAUGGGGCUGUUCCCUGGCUGCGCCCUGACUCCAAAACCCAGGUGACGGUGCACUACGUGCAGGAGAAGGGAGCGGUGAUCCCUGUGAGGGUGCACACAGUGGUGAUCUCUGUGCAGCACGAUGACGGGGUGACUCUGGAGGACAUGCAGCAGGUGCUGAAGGAGAAAGUGAUCAAGGCCGUCGUUCCUGCCAAGUACCUGGACGACAAGACUGUCUACCACCUGCAGCCCAGUGGGCGUUUCGUCAUUGGGGGACCUCAGGGAGACGCGGGCGUGACCGGCAGGAAGAUCAUCGUGGACACAUACGGGGGGUGGGGUGCGCACGGAGGAGGGGCCUUCUCGGGCAAAGACUACACCAAGGUGGACCGGUCGGCUGCCUAUGCUGCCCGCUGGGUGGCCAAGUCGCUGGUCAAGGCUGAGCUGUGCAGGAGAGUGCUGGUACAGGUGUCCUAUGCCAUAGGAGUGGCACGCCCCUUGUCCAUCUCCCUUUUCACCUACGGCUCUUCCGAAAGGACCGAGAAGGAACUGCUGGAGAUUGUGGACAAGAACUUUGACCUCCGACCUGGGGUCAUUGUCAGGGACCUGGACCUCAAACGUCCAAUCUACCAAAAGACCGCGUGUUACGGACACUUUGGGAGAAAGGAGUUCCCCUGGGAAGUGCCGAAGGCUCUGCGGUUCUAGAUCGCCGGUGCCCACGAUGGCACCGCCAGCUGUCAGAGAGAGGGAGCGGCGAGAUGGGCUCACGGCGACCUGUGAAAAACACAGCAUCUCAAUCAAGUGUGGUAAAAUGUCAUAAUUGUCAGGUCAUUGGCGAGAACUACAUUCUGUUCUUGCUUCUGUCUUGUUUUGUUCCUCAGGCCAGGUGACAGGUUUUUAACUACUACUGUCCUAAAUUAAACUGUCCGCCCUGCAGUGGCUCAGGGUCUGCUUGCAGGGGGCAGACAGCUUCAUGUCUUUGUCCUGUCAUGAACACAGGGGUUUGAGGUCAUGAGCUACCCAUCCAUCCAGCAACAGAAGAAUGCUCAUUCCUGGUAAGCGCUGUGGCAGCACGGCACCCUGGACAGGAGGGUUGUUUCAUGCCUCACAUAAGCACACAACACUCAACUGAACCAGCUUGUUUUUGGAAGAUGGGAGCAACCUGGAGCAUCUGGAGACAGUGCACAAGAACACACAGAGAGAACACGCAAACUCCACACAGAAGGCACCCCAGUCCCAAAUUGAGUCCAAGAGCCAUUAGGCAGAAGCGCUAACUCUGUGGGGAAUUGGUGAUGUUUAUAAAUGCAGGGUGUAGAUUUUGCUGUAGCUUCAAAGAUGACACAUUUUUGUCUUUUUUCAAACUAUAGCACCGCGGCACAUUUUGUGUACAGUGAUGUGCCGCCCUGGCUGAGGACAGUUUAAGUUUGGCCAGUAGUAGUUUUUCAGUGUCUUGUCUUUGUAUGGAUGCUGUUCCACUGUAAUGUAAGCAGUGCAUAGUUGACUGUGAUGAGUUUUCUGUUUUCUGGUUGCAUAUGAACAUGAUCACUUAUAUAUACACUUAGGAGUAGUUGCUAUGUUGUCCAGAAGCUGUGGAACAUUUGUGUUCUCUUUACCGGUAAGUCUUGCCAUUGUUAUUUCUGAAAUAUACCAAAUGAGCAAUUCAAACAAUGUCGCUCUAAAAGGCCAGGAAAGUUGACUUUAAUUGUCAAAAUCUAUAUUGAUACAUUCUGUAUGUAAGUCUUAAUAUAUGGUGCUGCAUUUUUAAAGGGUGUAAAGCAUCCAUUUUUAUUGAUGAUAAUUUCUCCUACUAGUGGAAUGACUUGGACCAUUGUGUGUGUGUAGAUAAAGGUGGCUUUUAAUUUGCAUGUGUGUCUGAAUUUCUCGCUCAAGCUAAGAAGCUGAAGAAAGCCAAGUGCAGGAAGUGUGUUUCUAGGAAGAUUUCCACACCGAAGGAAAACUCAGGGAGUAAUUCAUGAGCUUGUCUCUGUGCCUGCUGCCCAGAAUGCUGUAAAGUGUGUAACCAAAAGACUAUGUAUCAGUGGUGCUUCAGCUAAAUUCUCAUGAAUUUGGGAAAUCUUGUCUUAACUCUCAUCUUUUUAAUGCAGUGUCCAUAGAGCUUACCUAAUCCUGGCUCCUGUUGGAAUCAAAGAAAUCACUAGAGGACAAGGUCUUCUGGUCUUCAUUCUAGCUGAGCUUGUGGAUAUACAACAACUUAAUAAAUUCAUAGGAGUGCCUUAAAAACUGACAACAGUAGCCACUUCUUUACACCGAGGGUGAUGGGAGUACGGAACAAGCUACCAAGCCAUGUUAUUGGAGCCAAUACCCUGGCCCCUUUAAAGAAACUGGAUGAGAUCUUCUGAUCAAGUAGCUACUAACUGCUAAACAGGCUGGUGGGGAUGACUUUGUAACUGCUGUUAUGUUCUUAAUGUGGAAGUCAUAGUGUGAUUAUAGCACAUCUUGUUCACAUUGUCGACAGCUGAAAGCCCCGUUACAACAAGGUCAGGUGAAGCAAAUGAAGGUGAAAAUUAGGCCAAGCCCAGAAUCAAAACCAGAAGAGAAACUGAUCCUCCAGUUUCUCCAGUAAUCUGACUGAACCUGCUUGGCUGAGGGCCAGUACCCUGGUCAUAGGACAAGGAGGUUGGGACCCCACACAGAGCGAGGAGUGACACUGUGGCAGGUGCACAGGGCCUGCUGAAAGCUGUACAAGACGCAAUUAAAAGAGAAUAGGGAUUGGCAUACUGUAUUACAGUAUAUAUACUGUAUAGCUUUGAGAAAUGACAUUAGGAAAGAUUAUGAUUUUUGAACUGCUAAAUGUGAACGGCUGGGAAGUCAAAGUUUUAGAUAAUUUAGAUAACGGGAGCAGCAACAACAAUCCAAUUUUUUUUCAGGCUAAUAGCCCAUUCACAUUGACAUAUGUGUUGUACUACUAGACCUAUAUUUACAGCAAAAUCUCAGCAAUUACAGUUCCUCUCCUGAGCCUGUUCCCUUGCAGAGCACUUCAGUGGAGUGGGCCAGCCUGUCUCAGGGGCUGUACUGGCCUCACUGAGCCCCCACUCGGCCUGUCGGUCCACCUCCAUCAGGAAUUGCUCUGCGCUGCUUUAGCCAGCACUGAUCGAAGGCUUAGCCACAGGAAAUAUUGCUUGAAAGCUGGGCAUUUCUUGGGCUGGAAGAGAUUUGUAAUACUUCGGCCUUCAUUGAAGAAGCCUUGUGGCUCCCAUUUCAUGGUUGACAAAAGCAUAUACCAUCUAGAUUGAUGUCUCCAUUGAUGUGAUCUUCUGGUUCAAGGGUCUCCAGCUCAAUUCCUGGAGGCCUAAUCUCCGCUACAUAAUAGGUCUAAUUGGCUUCAUAAUACUUCAACCCUGGCUUCAGGGUACUUUAUACGUAGCUGUACCUUUAAUGCAGUGAUAAUAAUCUGUAAAAGACCUUAAGAAAAAUGCCACUUUACAUCUACUUUAAAAAAAUAGUUACUGUAGGUUGACUACUCAGGUUGGACCAAACUCCAAAGACACGGGCACUGCAGGAGCUGAGCUUGAGAGCUCUGUUCUAGACAUGUAUCUAUCAUGCUGUGCUGUGAACCUCCCACAAGUCCCUCCACGCAGGACCUGCACCUUUGAGGUUUCUGUCUGUAUCAUAUGAAGAGUUGGAGAAUCCUGCAAAUGUAAAUAAUAAAGGAAAAAAAAGAAA